GUCCGAAUUUCAGCCGCCGCCCGCCCGCCUUCGCGCACGCCCACGGGCUCUCUUCUCUCCCCACCUCGCCCCGCGCCUCGUCACCUCUCCGAUCUCUCUCUUCUCUCUCCAUCUCGUUUCCCCCGCCUGCGCAGCCAGCAAACCCUAGCCCGCAAGCGCCCACCUGCGAACCCCGAGUCCCCGAGGUUCCCCGGGAGCGGAGAUUGGAGCUGCCGCGCAAGGAUCGGAAGAGCGGGAGCAGCGGCGCCUUACGUGGAUCGUGGUUGCUCGGCGGCGGCGGCGCGGGGAUGGACCGGAAGCGCAUCAAGGACGCGCUCGAGAAGCACCUCGAGAAGUCGUCGCCGUCGACCUCCAGGGGCGUCGCGGCCAAGGUGAGGGAGCGCCUCGUUCCCGGGAAGCUGCCGGCGUUGCUCGGCAAGGCCGGGAAGUUUUCCGAUGUUGAGGAAUCCGAAUCUGACAGUGAAGAUUCUGAUGUCAGUGGUUCUGAGGGCGAGGACACAUCUUGGAUCGCAUGGUUCUGUAGCUUGCGAGGCAAUGAAUUCUUCUGCGAGAUUGAUGAUGAUUACAUACAGGAUGAUUUCAACCUGUGUGGUCUGAGUAAUCAAGUGCCAUAUUAUGAUUAUGCACUUGAUCUCAUCUUAGACAUUGAGUCUUCUAAUGGCGACGUGUUCACUGAGGAGCAAAAUGAAUUGAUCGAGUCAUCUGCAGAGAUGCUGUAUGGAUUAAUUCAUGCACGAUACAUCUUAACAAGCAAGGGUCUAGCUGCAAUGUUGGAAAAGUUCAAGAACUAUGACUUCGGUAGAUGCCCCAGAGUGUACUGCUGUGGUCAGCCCUGCCUUCCAGCAGGACAGACAGAUAUUCCUAGAUCGAGCACAGUGAAAAUAUAUUGUCCGAAAUGUGAAGAACUUCACUAUCCAAGAUCCAAGCACCAAGGCAACAUAGAUGGAGCGUACUUCGGGACGACAUUCCCUCAUCUUUUCCUGAUGACAUACCCACACUUGAAGCCGCAGAAGCCGUCACAGCAAUACACCCCAAGAGUCUUCGGCUUCAAACUUCACAAGAAGUCAUGACAGAGCUGUACAUCCAGCAGAAGCACCCUUUUACCUAGGUUUUAGGGAGAGCACUGUGGCCCCCAAAUGUUGUGGCCUUUUCAUGUACCAAUUCGCGAGCUUGGGUCUUGCUGUAAACUGAUGUGGAAUUGUACCUGCUUCCUGAUAUUACUAUUCUGUAACCUUAGGUUCUCUCUCUCUCUCGCUCGCUCACUUGAUCACAGUAUGUCUUUAUGCAUGGUUUCAGGUAAUUUUACACGAAGUAUUUCACCUA
Messenger RNA from Panicum virgatum (switchgrass), 1323 nucleotides. RefSeq names its product putative casein kinase II subunit beta-4. Lineage: Eukaryota; Viridiplantae; Streptophyta; Magnoliopsida; Poales; Poaceae. The transcript has 5 exons. Gene Ontology annotation, molecular function: protein kinase regulator activity. Gene Ontology annotation, cellular component: protein kinase CK2 complex; cytoplasm. Bases 288 to 1070 code for a protein of 260 amino acids. The record is from RefSeq and is a predicted model, not a curated record.